Molecule: messenger RNA, 1655 nt
Organism: Exophiala oligosperma
Lineage: Eukaryota; Fungi; Ascomycota; Eurotiomycetes; Chaetothyriales; Herpotrichiellaceae
Exons: 2
Coding region: 381-1538 (385 amino acids)
Biological process (GO): ergosterol biosynthetic process
Cellular component (GO): endoplasmic reticulum
Molecular function (GO): sterol 24-C-methyltransferase activity
Source: RefSeq, a predicted model, not a curated record
GUCGUUUUCGUUUUCGUACUCGUAGCCUGUGGUGCCACUCUCCGAUUCCCCUGCCAAGCCAACAUUGAAUCUGGCCCAGUACAGCCAAUCGAUCCUUCAGAAGCGUGAGAGGCGUGCUGGGGAAAUGCUCGUUUCCGUGUCGUCCCAUUAAAUUUUUGGCAGAGUGGAGAGAGAGGCUGCGCUACUUCUUCCCAAAUCUACUGUACAUACAUACGUUCUCGAGUCGAAGGAGACGCACUCCUUUCAACAUUGCCUCCUUCACAAUUGGCUCACUCCCGACCGCUUUUCGUUCUUUAUUGUAUUCAACUAUACGUGUUUUCCACUCGUUGAACUCCUCAAGCCUUCCAAACAACCUCUUGCAUCUUUCUCGCCAUCUCAACAUGGCUCCUUCAGCGACUUCCCCUGUGGUGACUCUCGAGGCGGAGGACCACGCUCGCGAUGCCGCCUUCCAUAAGGCCCUUCAUGGAAAUUCCUCAGAGGCUAGGGGUGGCUUCAUGGCUAUGCGCAGCAAAGAUAAAGAUGCCCAAAAGGCUGCUGUAGACGAAUACUUCAAGCAUUGGGACGACAAGCUUGCUGAAACUGAGACCGAGGAAAUUCGCAAGGCCAGAAGAGAUGAAUACGCCACCUUGACAAGACAUUAUUACAAUCUAGCCACCGACUUGUACGAGUAUGGCUGGGGUACCUCCUUCCAUUUCUGCCGAUUCGCUGCGAAAGAGUCCUUCUAUCAGGCUAUCGCUCGACACGAGCAUUACUUGGCCCUCAAGAUGAAUCUGCAAGAGAAUGCUCGUGUUCUGGAUGUCGGUUGUGGUGUUGGCGGGCCUGCUCGCGAAAUGAUCAGAUUUACAGGGUGUAAUGUGGUUGGUUUGAACAACAAUGAUUACCAGAUCGCAAGAUCCUUACGAUAUGCUCAAAAGGAGGGAAUGGCAGACAAGUGGUCGGCUGUGAAGGGCGACUUCAUGCAGAUGUCGUUCCCGGAAAACAGUUUCGACGCAGUUUACGCCAUCGAAGCCACCGUCCAUGCUCCAAGCCUCCAGGGAGUGUACGAGCAAAUUUUCCGUGUCCUCAAGCCUGGCGGCGUUUUCGGCGUCUAUGAAUGGCUCAUGACAGAUGCCUAUGACAACGAGAACCCCAAGCACCGUGAGAUCCGACUUGGAAUCGAGCAAGGAAACGGAAUUUCAAACAUGGUCAAGGUGUCCGAAGCAUUGGAAGCGAUCAAAGCAGCUGGGUUCGAGCUUGAGCACCACGAGGACUUGGCGGAGAGACCCGAUGCCACUCCAUGGUACUACCCUCUUGCCGGAGAUUGGCAAUACUGCACAAGCCUUGGGGACCUGUUCACCAUCGCAAGAAUGACCUGGUGGGGACGUGGAUUGGUACACAAAUUCGUCGGCGUUGGCGAGAAGCUGAGGUUGAUGCCUCAGGGAACACAGAAGACGGCCGACAGUCUCGCUCUCGGUGGGGACUGUUUGGCCGAAGGUGGAAGGCUGAAGUUGUUCACCCCUAUGUAUUUGAUGGUUGCACGGAAACCGCUCAAUGCUUGAAAGUGGUCCAGAAUCGCGUUGACUGGGUAGAUGGCGUUGCGAACAGGAAUUUUGGCAAAUAGAACAUAAGUACCUAAUUCGAUGUACAUACGGAUACGAGUAUCAUCAACAAGAAAA